AAGUGUGUUUGUUUUAACUUAAACUUAGAUUUGAGGAAAAAGCUUAGAAAAUAAAAGUUUAACAAACACACAUCAAUGAAAAAGUUACUAAUUUACACUUGUUAUUAUUACUAGCUUCCGAUGCCUCCUAGCCACCAAGUUGUGGUGGACCGUAAUGGGAUUGAUUUACUUCAUUGAUCCGCCCCCGACUGUUAAUUUUAGUCUAUGGUGGCGACAUGUCAUGAUCUCUGAGAUCUCCUCACUCAACAUUCUCCAAUGCAUCUGUUUACUUUGUAGAAUAUGGAAGUCUAGAAAUAAAGUGACUUUUGAAUUCUACCAAUCUCUUGUUUGUUGCCUCGCUAGACAAUUCUACAACCAAGUCGUUGAAGUCUCCAAUAUUCUUCCCCUCCUCCGCCCCCCAGAUCGCUCCUGCCAAAUCCUCCCCCUGCCCGCUUGGGAGCUUCCACCAAAAAUGACUAUUUGAAUAUCAUUUUUUAUGCAACUGUUCAUGACUGAGGAUGCUUGUCUGGUCUUAUUCUGCGGGUCAGACAGGCAUGUGGUGCUGGAACCGGUAUGCAUCACCAGAGAGUAGUCAUUAGUCAACCCCUACCUGGCAGAGCUCAUAACAGUAAUAAAUGCUAUCACCAUUGUUGCGUCAAGAUCCUUGACCCACGUGAAUACGUGAUAGUGGAAGGUGAUUCCGAGGUGGUCAUCAACCAGAUCCGGCAAAGUGUACUAGAAGAUUCCUUUGGAGGUCCGGUGCUCCAAGAGUGUUGUCAGAUCCUAGACUCUUUGUAAGUUUUAAUAGAGUUUAGAGCGGUUCCUAGAGCCGCCAUCAGUGUUUCCCAUAGAGUGGCACGUAAAGUAUUGUUAUUGUCUCUCAUAGAGUUAGAGUCUUUCGACUUUAUUGAGUGGCCUCACAAGAGUGUUGCUUGUAGGGGGGUCCCGGAUAGUGUUGUUUGUAUAACUCUUGUUCUCUCUUGAUAUCACUCGAAAAUAAAUAAAUGAAAUAAAUGAAUUUCUUGGUUCGCUGUCCUGCUUUGCUCUUGCAUCUGCGUUGGAGGAUAUCUGCUGUUGUUUUUUCUUUUCUUGGCGGCUGCUUUGGUUGGUCUUGAUUUUGUUGAUGCGGCAUACAGAUGCGUCCUUGUGGCGACAGGGAGAUGGUUUGUAUCAUCUGGGUUUGGUUGGUUGUAGUUGUUGUGGGGUGGGCUUGCUCGCGGUCCUGUUGGGGAAAAGGUUUUUGUUCCCUGCUUUGGAAGGAAGCUUAUUAGGGGCCUUUUCCCAUCGGGUGGACUAGUGUAGGAGUGGUCUGGUCCACUUAACACUCCUUUCCGUUUUUUUGUUUUUUCUCCGUUUUCCUUUUGUCUUUUGGAGAUCAGAUCUUGUGAUCUCUUUUGUACAGUUUGUUUGUUUUGCUUAAUAAAGGUUAUCACCAUUAUAAAAAAAAUGAAAUUUGAAAUCCAAAUUAAAAUAAAAAAAUGAAAAAAAUUAACAUGAUCUUUUAAUCUCAUUCAUUAAAUCUGCCCCACUCUAAAUAAAAAAAAAUCAUAUAUGAUUAUGCAUAAUUGCAUAAUCAAGAAUUAUUGACAUUAACCUGGUGCCAUAUAUUUACCACCGAUGUUUAGGCGAACGUCUGGAUAGGGUUCUUUGCUCCCAAUCCUGGAUUGAUGCUUAUCCAGAGACGCUGGUCAAGCACUUUACGGACCAGGGGUCGGAUCAUCGGGCACUGCUGCUCGCAGAUAAGCCGUAUGCUCGUAGUAGUCGGCUUUUAUUCAGUUUUGAUGCCCGAUGGGCGGAUAAUCCUGAAGUGAGGGCUAUGGUCCAGUAUGUCUGGCAGGAAGAGAUUCAAGGUACCCCUAUGUUUCGACUUUGGGAGCGCCUAAAGAAACUCCGUCAUCUGCUUUAUGAUUGGAGCAGGGCGGGUACAACCAACUCUCUGCGCAAUAUUAAGACACUCCAGGCUGAGGUUGAUAAGGUGAAGUCGAUCCACCCGGUGGAUUGGGAUGAGGUCAGGAUCCUGGAAACGGAGCUCUCCCGCCAGUGGGAAGCGGAGGAGAUUUUCUGGCAACAGAAAUCAAGGGUUAAAUGGUUGAAAAAAGGAGACCACAAUACUGCCUACUUACAUACGGUCACGAGGGCUCGACGGAAGAGGAACUUUGUUUCCGGACUUCGAAAUGGGGAGGGCGAUUGGGUCACUGACGAAACCGGGAAGGCUACUAUUGCCACCAAUUUUUAUUAGACCUUGUUUACUUCGUAAUCGCAGGUCCCUAAUAUGGCUGAGAGGGUGGCGAAACUGCCGAUUACCCAUAGUGUUACUCCACAAAUGAAUGCGCAGUUGAUGGCAGAGGUUUUGCCAAGUGAGGUUCGGAAUACGGUCUUUUCCAUGGGAUCGAAGUAGGCUCCGGGGUCGGAUGGUUUCAUUGGGAAGUUCUUUAAAGCUUUCUGGGAUAUUGUGGGCACCUCGGUGGUUGACGCAAUAAUCUCUUUCUUUACUUCGAGUCGGAUGUUGCGGAGUUUUAACCAUACCUGGCUUACUUUGAUCCCUAAAGUGGACUCGGUGGAAACAAUUAGGAAAUUGCGUCCGAUUAGUCUCUGUCAGUUUGUUUACAAGGUGAUUACCAAAAUCAUGGUUGAACGGACGACUAGCCUGCUCACUCAGAUCGUUUCGGAGGGGCAAAAUGGUUUUAUUAGAGACCGACAGAUUAUCGAUAACAUCCUUAUUGGACAUGAAUUAAUGCACUAUCUAAAGAUAAAAAAGCAAGGGAAGAAGGGGUACAUGACUCUGAAGGUUGACAUGGAAAAGGCCUAUGAUAGAGUCGAAUGGCCCUUCCUUCUUGCAGUUUUGGAUAAGAUGGGCUUUAAUUCUGUCUGUCAGGGAUGGAUUCAUGAAUGUCUUCGAUCCUCCACUUUUUUGGUUCUGAUGAAUGGUACGCCCUCGGGUUACUUUACUGCCUCUAGGGGCCUUCGCCAUGGGGAUCCGCUCUCUCCUCUCUUGUUUGUGCUCUGCACGGAGGGCUUUGCAGCCCUUCUCCGGAAGGCGAUCACGGAGAAAAGAUUAGAGGGGGUGAAAGUAGCUCCCCUGGCCCCAUGAGUCUCCCACCUGUUCUUCGCUGAUGAUUCUUACUUAUUCUUGCGAGGUUCUCUUCAAGAGUGCGAGAAUUUAAUUGAGGUGCUGAAUGAGUAUGAGGAAUUGAGUGGCCAACGCGUUAACUUAGCAAAAUCGGCGGUGUGUUUUAGCAAGAAUAUUUCCAUGCCUGAUCAGGAAUUCUUGGCCACGAUCCUGGGGGUUGGUGCUGUAGGAGUUCAUGACAAAUAUCUGGGGCUUCCCACGCUGGUCGCUCGAUCCAAAAUGGUUACGUUCAGAUUUUUGGAGGAUAAACUCUUAGAGAGACUUCAGGGGUGGAAGCAAAUGACAUUAUCGUGGGCUGCGAAGGAAACUUUGAUUAAAUCCAUAGCGUUGGCCCUGCCCCUGCAUGUUAUGUCCUAUUUUCGUCUUCCCCUAACUCUGUGUCGGCUUCUUGAUAGACAUGUGGCCCGCUUCUGGUGGGGUGCUGAGGAGGGCAGUCCCAAGAUUAGAUGGGUGUCCUGGCGCAACAUGUGCAGGAGUAAGCAUGAGGGGGGAUGGGAUUUCGCCAGUUUGAACAUUUCAAUCAAGCUCUUCUGGCAAA
This is a messenger RNA of Linum trigynum, 3647 nucleotides long. The record is from the annotation of a GenBank genome assembly. Lineage: Eukaryota; Viridiplantae; Streptophyta; Magnoliopsida; Malpighiales; Linaceae.